Messenger RNA from Trifolium pratense (red clover), 2197 nucleotides. RefSeq lists its product as uncharacterized. The transcript is spliced from 4 exons. The record is from RefSeq and is a predicted model, not a curated record. Lineage: Eukaryota; Viridiplantae; Streptophyta; Magnoliopsida; Fabales; Fabaceae. Bases 950 to 1885 code for a protein of 311 amino acids.
GUUAUUAAAUUUUUGAUUUUUAUGAUAAUGAACUUCGAUGAUUCAGAGUUCAACAAUAAAGUAAAUAAAAUCUCAUCAAAACAAGUUUCUAUUGGGCGGUGAGCGCGUUUAAACUUAAAAAAGUUUUUUGAAAGAAAAAUGAAAAACAACACAACUGAAAUAGCGGUUGCCAGCUGUGCAACCACUUUGCUUUCUUCUCCUUCUUCUUUUUUUCUUUCACUUUCACUCCCAUUUCGUUAAUCUUUCUUUCUUAGGGUUUCAAAUUUCCACUUUCUUCCUUUCUCUCAACCAUAAUCACUCAACCAAACAACGAAAUCAUCAUCGCAAUUCUUCCAUUCUCCAAUUGUAAUACAGACCAACACUAUCUUUUCGGGUUUUUUGCAUGUAGAAUUUAAUAUUAGUGUCAGUAGAAUUUGUGGGUUGAAGGUGGAAUUCAUCAAAUGCCAAGUUUUUUAGGUAAACCAGUGGACUUCUGAAUGAAACUGUGACUUGUUAUGGAAGUGUAUACUUGAGCGUGCGUGUAAAUACUUAAUUGGUUACUAAAGUAGGUUGAUUUUGAAGCAUUUGGGGGUUGGGUUUAUUGUGGUAUUCAGAAAAAAUAGCUAAAACGGGGUCUCUUUGUUGUGUGGCUUCAAGGCCACAUGGGUCAAGUGCAGACAGUAGGGAAUGGUCAUUGGGUCCGCAUGAGCCAUACUGGCGUACUAACACAAGCUAUUCACCACCUCCGUCGAGGUGGGAUUUCAGAUUCCAGUCUGAAGGGCUACCUUAUGGUUUGAAUGAUGGCAGUCAACUCUAUGAUGGGUCUUCUACAUCAUCUAAUGGUAAAGAGAGUAGUAGGACCUGGGUCAGAGGCAACCACCUAUAUGAUCUUCACUAUUCUGUUUCAGAUGGCACUGGGAUUUUCUUUGGUAGUCCAUGUUCAUCUGACCUUUCUCAUGGUCCUCAGUGGAUGCCUCCAGCAAUACAAGAAAUAAGUUUUGAUGAUUAUAAGGCUGUGACCAGGAAAGAUUCUCAUCCUUCUUUAGGCCGGAUAUCUUUUACACCUACUAAGGAGGGAACUUCCAAAAAUCCCAUCAAUGGGAGCUCUACUUCAACCCAAUCAGACAGCAGUGAGUCUGAGUCUAAUUCAAAUUCCCGAUUGUCCUCUCAGAGGAAUUUCUCGAAUCAUCGUUCUUUCAUCUCUAAAGCCAUUCAUCCUUUGUCAUUUCCAGACCUAACAACUUCUAGGGAUGCCUAUGAUCCUGCAGUUCCAGAUUAUUCAAGGUUUGAUACUUCUAAUCCACUCAGAGACAGCCAGAGCUCGAGUAAUUCCAGCAGUAGUCAGGAUUCGGCAGAUAUUACCGAGUCAUUUGAUUUAGAAACACAUUCUCAUCCACAUACUCAUCCAGAUGGAUUUAGAUGUGGCUUGUGUGAAAGAUUUUUGUCACAGAGAUCACCUUGGAGUUCACGCCGUAUUGUGAGAAGUAAAGACCUGCCGGCAGCUGGGGUUCUUUCUUGUUGUCAUGUUUUUCAUGCUGAAUGUUUGGAUCAGACAACUCCAAAGACGAGGAAAAUUGAUCCACCUUGUCCUGUUUGUGUCAAAUUAGAGGAGCAAUAUUCCCUAGAUCAACGGGGGGUUUUAAGAUUGAGAAAUAGUUUUCCCAAGUUUAAAUCAGACAAUUGUGUUGAAGGAGCUCCGCAUGCACCGCCACACAAUGCUAUGUUCCUACUUAAUCGAAAUCGCAUCAGAAAAAACCUUUCUUUGAGGGGUAAUUUAAGCAAGGGAUUUCCAGGCAAGGUGAAGAAUACCACGACAUAUUCUUCGCAGCUGUUUGUCGGAAGCUCAGCUGAUCAAGAUGUUGGUAUUUACUCAAAGGCAAAAGCCGGCCCAAGCAUAGAAAGUUGACAAGUACACUAAUGUCUGGAAUGUUGUAACUUAUGGAUGGACACUCUUCACUUGAAGUUCAGAAGCUGACUAUCCCACGGUAAUUGAGCAAAAAUUUACGACAUUAAUUCCUAACCAAGUUAUGGUUUUGUAUAUCGAUUUGUUUGUGUAUGGAAGUCACACUUGUAACUUAAUCUUUUUUUUUUCUUGAGUUUUCUUUUUUAAACGGCAUUUUAUUCUUGAGUUUUUAUUUUUUUUUUACAUUUUCUUAUUGAGUUUAACCAUACUUUUAUUUAAUGACCGAUAAAACAGGCACAUAGCAGAGUUUAACUA